Molecule: messenger RNA, 1141 nt
Organism: Arachis ipaensis
Lineage: Eukaryota; Viridiplantae; Streptophyta; Magnoliopsida; Fabales; Fabaceae
Source: RefSeq, a predicted model, not a curated record
CACACCCUUGUUUUUAGAUGCUAUAUUCCCAUAUAUUUCUACUAUGAUAUUUAGGUAAACUAUUACUAACAAGUAAGAACAUAGUAGAUAGCAUCAUACUAAGGUUUCUCAUCAUCUAUCUUUGUUUGUGUGGAAGGAAGCAAGCAAUAAUAAUAACAAUAAUGAUGGCUCAAACCAUGUUGCUCAUGUCUAGUGUCUCAACUACUUACUCCAUGGAUUUGAAGAAAGACACUUUGCUUCAACUUCAGAAUCAAAGAUUGAGGCCUAAAUUCUCUCAUCUCCCAUUCAACCCAAUUCCUUCUAAUUCUCUCUCUUUUUCACCUCCUACAUUCACAACUCUGGCACUCUUCAAAUCCAAGACCAAAGCCCCUCCUAAGAAGAUGGUAUAUUUGGAACUUCUGGAGGCUUUGGUUUUACUAAGCAGAACGAGCUCUUUGUUGGUCGUGUUGCCAUGAUUGGUUUUGCUGCAUCAAUUUUAGGAGAAGCAAUUACUGGUAAAGGAAUUUUAGCACAAUUGAACUUGGAAACAGGGGUUCCAAUUUAUGAAGCUGAGCCUCUUCUCCUUUUCUUCAUCCUUUUCACACUGCUUGGAGCCAUUGGAGCACUUGGUGACCGUGGUAAAUUCGUUGAUGAUGAUGAACCUAACACUGGAGGUGUCAUUCCUCCAGGCAAAGGCUUCAGAUCAGCUCUUGGUCUCAAAGAAGGAGGUCCUUUGUUUGGAUUCACCAAAGCAAACGAACUAUUUGUUGGAAGAUUGGCUCAAUUGGGAUUUGCAUUCUCUUUAAUUGGAGAGAUUAUUACAGGGAAAGGAGCACUAGCACAACUCAACAUUGAGACAGGGGUACCCAUCAAUGAAAUUGAACCCCUUGUGUUGUUCAAUGUUGCUUUCUUCUUCAUUGCUGCUCUCAAUCCUGGAACUGGUAAAUUUGUCACAGAUGAAGAGGAAGACUAGGAUGCCACUAACAACCUUAUUUCUUGUACUUAGACAGAACAAAAUUUGUAUGAUCUGUGCAUUCAUUUCUUGCCAAACAAACACUUCUAUCACCAUGCAUCUCUAUCUCCUUAAAAGUAGCACCGAUCAUACACUCCAAUCUCCACAUUUACAUCAUUAAUAUGUGAAUAUGCGAGUUUCAACCUUCAA